ACAAUAUUAGCAAAUCAAAUAAUAACAAAUUAUUUUCAUUUAAUAAUGGAUAAUUCUCUUCAUUAUAUUGAGUUAUCCAAAAAUCCAAUACGUUUCGAUUCCGUAAAUCAAUUAACUAAUGUUUUUUUUGAUGAUUCUAAUAAACAGAUUUUCGCUGUGCGUAGUGGAGGAGCUACUGGUGUUGUAGUCAAAGGCCCAACCGAAGAUGCUGUUAUAUCGUUUUGUAUGACUGAUCGUGGUACCAUACGUUUCAUAAAAUUUUCACCAGACAACGAAGUGCUUGCAGUACAAAGACUUGAAAAUGCUGUGGAAUUUAUAUGUUUUCAAGCCGGACAACCAAUGUUACAAGAAGUCAUAGUGCAUCAAACUAAAUCAAUUAUUUUUGGUUUUGUUUGGGUUCAUAACCGUGACAUCGUGAUUAUAUCUAAUGGAGGCAUUGAGAUCUUUAAUAUUGUAGUGGAAAAGCGGCAAAUGCGUUCUGUAAAAGCAUUAAGUAUGUCAAUCAAAUGGUUUGCUUGGUGUUCAGAAGCAAAUAUAGCGUUAAUUUGCUCCGCUGAAAAUAACACAUUAAUGCCAGUAUUGUUGAAAAAGAAAACAAUAACUAAAUUACCAAAAUUAGACCUUGGAAACGUUAACCGAGAAGUGGAAGUAAGUCAAGUGACACUUGCCCAAGUGUAUGGCAUGCUAGCUGUCUUGAUAUUAAAUGCUAGUAGUACGAGCAUGAUGGAAGUGGAAGUAUAUUUACUAAAUGGACCUGGAUUAGCACCAAGAAAAUGUCACAUAUUACGUUUGGGUUGCAUUGGAUGUUUUGCUAUAAAUACUGUCGACAAUUUAAUUGUAGUGCAUCAUCAGGCUUCCGCAACAUCAUUACUGUUUGAUAUCGCUUUAAGUGGAAAUGUCAUAAAUGAAAUUACUUACCAUACACCUAUUACGCCUGCUAGAUCGAUACAUCCAUUUGGUCUCAAACUUCCUAGUCUCUCAUUAGAAGGAAAAAUUUUGCAGUGUGAAUUAUAUUCCAUAAAUUGGGUGCUUUUUCAACCGAAUAUUGUGAUUGACGCUGAACUGGGUUGUAUGUGGUUUUUGAAUCUCUGCCUGGAUCCACUUUGUAUCUUGAUAACCGAUCGCAUCAGGUUGACAGAGUUCUUACUACAGCGCAGUAAUGGUAAACAAAUUUUACUUAAAGUUAUUAAAGAACUUGUCGACGAAGAGUAUAGUGGCACUUUACUACCAGUGCUUGAAACUAUUUUCAACAAAAUAAACAAAGUCUAUGCUCAGUGGGUUCAUUUGGAACUACAAAGCCAAACUGCUCAACCAUCAAAUAUUAAAGCAAUACCAAAACCACCUGCACCACCAAAAGUUUUAAUCGAACAAAUUGAUAUGUAUACAAAUGUAUUCCAACCAAUCGCAGAACGUCCACAAACCGAAACUAUACUCAUGAUUUACUUGCAAUCAUUGAUUGCACAUAACAUCGCUGCACAGGAAGAUAUCAGUAAAAUGAUUAUAAUGGAAUUGAUACGCAAGCAAGACUUUGAUACACUGCGACGUCUCGUCAGCUAUUCGUUGCUGCAGGAAUCAAAGGAAAUCGGCUGUUUUCUACUUUCUCAUUCCAAUGUGGACAAUGCAAUAUUUCAAGUUGCCUUGGAUAUGCUGUCGAAAAUUAAAGCUACUGAGAUUAUAAUAGAAGUGCUACUUGGAGAAGGUAAAGUGCUUGAUGCGCUUAGAAUAGCGAAACAAGCUAAUCCUGGAACUACUAUCUCAGCGCGAAAAUAUUUGGAAGCCGCGCAAAAAACCAAACAACCUACUGUCUUCUACAGCAUCUUUCAGUACUUUCAAAAACGAAAUACGCAAGUGCGUGGAAGUCCCGACUUCUUACCAACUGAGCAGUGUUCAGAAUUUGUGCAGUAUUAUAACGAACAAUUUGUUUCUGAGACUGCGGAAAACAGGAAUACGUAGUAGUUAUAGUUUGAUAGCUUCGAAUUGGUUAAAUUAAAGUUAAUGUUUUAUUAUAUAUAAUUUUAUUUGUAUAUAUAUACAUACAUAAUUCUCAGAAAAAAUAUUAGACAUAAAUUAUUUGAUCACAAACUAUAAGUUUAACAGAUACGAUCU
Molecule: messenger RNA, 2106 nt
Organism: Teleopsis dalmanni
Lineage: Eukaryota; Metazoa; Arthropoda; Insecta; Diptera; Diopsidae
Gene: Bulli
Product: regulator of MON1-CCZ1 complex
Exons: 7
Coding region: 46-1953 (635 amino acids)
Biological process (GO): regulation of autophagy
Cellular component (GO): late endosome membrane; Mon1-Ccz1 complex; lysosomal membrane
Molecular function (GO): protein binding
Source: RefSeq, a predicted model, not a curated record